AAAGAAAAUACUUUGAACAAUUAUUCAAUUAUUAUUCAAUAUUCAAUUCAAUUUCACAGUACAACAAUAAAAGACAAGGAAGCACAAUAAUAGCAUUGUUAAACAAUACAAAUUUCCAUAUAAUUGUUUGGACAAAAUCAAGUCAACAGUGCAAAAUAAGUAAAAAACUAUUGUCUGUCUUUGGCUUUUUGCCCCAGAGCCCUCCUGUGUCCAAGAACUUAUUCCCUGAAUUUGCACACAAUAUAACAAUAUGAACAACACAACAGAAAACACACACACACACACACACACACACACACACACAAUACUUGUGAAUAUAUACUGUAUGUAGAAUCUAGGGCUGUCAAAAAUAGCAUGUUAACGCGGGUAACUCAUUUAUUUCAUUAAUUCCGUAAUUUUUUUUUGCGUAAUUAACGCAUACGCAUCAUGACAAGAGAUGCCUCUCUGUUAUGACGACAGACGGCGGCACAGUGUAGCUCCACACAGAGUCAGACGCUCUUUUAUAACUUUAUUCUGACCUGAGCACAUCAACAGUAGUAUAUGUAUCUCCAACUCACAAACACGCCUCGAGUCCGUUUAGCCUCGGAACGACACUUACUCAUUGUCACACGAUGGAUUCAGGGACACACCGAACAUCACAACAACGUCUUUAUUAUGGGUGUAUGUGUGGUCUAAAUAAACAGCAAGACAAAGAAAAACUAUAAGUGGAUAUUCGUAUCACCUACUUUGUAACUCUAAAUACGGAAGUACAAUUUUCUGCAACUAAGUAUGCUCGGAAACCCCAGAAAAUAACUCAAAACAUGUGAACUAAACUUAAGUUACGUGGCGUCUUUGAACGCAACCCCUCAUUACUCAUUAUAACACGGUUAAAGUGUGAUUCAAAUGUUCUGCUAUCUGCUAACUAGUGUUAGGCAAAUAGAGUUUCAGACAUGUGCUAUCUUUUAGCUUGAUUUAAAUUUUCAGUUAAUUUGGAGCUGUUAAUACAUGCAUAUAUAUUAUCCUGUCCUGUCUUUUACCUUUCUUUCAUUAAAAUACUGUAAAAAUUGGCAUAUUUCAGACAUAGUUGCAAAUGGUGAUUAAGCAUGAUUAAUUUGAAAACUGAUUAAUCUGAUUAAAAUUUGUAAUCAUUUGACAGCCCUGAUAGAUACUGAAAAAUGGCAAUCUUCAUCAGGCUAGUACUGAUCCGAUACUGACGCUACCCUUGGUAUCAAUACUAUCGAUAUUUGGAUCGAGCCGCCUACCGCCUCCAAACGUGCUGUACUUCACUGUAACCUUAUAUACUAAAUGUUCUAUAUAAACAAUUACCGUUCUUGUCUUCAGUUGAAUAAAGAGCAGUGUGAAGCUGUGAUGUCAAUAUUUUUGUUAACGUUAACAUAAACAAUAUUUGGUUACUAAUAUUACAACAGGCAUGCGAGCAUAGCUUUUCACUUCCUUCUAGGGACUUUCUCCUCUGUUCACUUCCGUCAUGAAAUAAUUCUAGCAUAUACAAAGGAGAAAGUAUAAUAGUUUUUCUGUCCCCCCCCCCCCACGAGUUACAUUUCCCUUUUUAUCUAAAGGAAGCCAGUGUGAACGUACACAAAGGUCAGUGCAUCAACGCCACAUUUCUGAACCAAUGACGAUGUUCUGCUCGCUGCUGUCUCUUCUGGUGUGUCUGAGUCCUGCAGCUCUGCUGUCUGACGUCACUGCUGCGUGGGAAGGCCACGCGCAGGACUACAAACAUGGCCGACCAUACGAAGAGCUGAGCAACAGUUUGCCUUGUUCAUGGAAGUGUCUCACGUUCACGCUGCAAUGGCCUGCAGGCUUCUGUCAGUCUCUAGACAACAUUUCUCUGUGCAAGAUUCCUCCCAGUGUCAACACGUGGUUGAUCCACGGCCUGUGGCCCAUGAAGGCGCUGAGAUGCUGCAGCUGCUGGCCCAUCUUCUUGUCUGACAUUCAGGAGGUGCAGGAGUUUCUGGAAGAACAGUGGCCUUCUUUAAUCAAAAGCAGAUCCAACUUCCAUUUUUGGAAGGAGGAGUGGGAGAAACAUGGAGUGUGUGCGGCGUGCGUGGAGGGAUUGAACUCUCCGCUCCAAUACUUCCAGACAUGCCUGAAACUGCGGCAACACUUCGACCUGCAAAAAGUACUGGAGGAUGGUGGGAUCAGGCCGUCCUGUGAACGACCCUAUAAGCUGUCUGAGGUGUUGAACGUUCUGGUUCCUCUAAUUGGCGACAAGUGUGAGAUCCAGUGUGUCACAGACGACCAGGAACGGGAGGUGUGGUUUCAGGUGAAGAUUCGUCUGUCUCGCAACAUGACUGUGGGCUGUGCUCACCAUGACUACAACCUGGGGACCACACCCAUCUCCAAAGGACACCCCUGCCCAUCUGAGGGCUCUUUCUACUUCUUCCCCAUUGACCACCUGCGGCCGCUGCAACCCUGCGAAUGACAACACAGCGCCAGAAGCUGCUUCCACACCACGGCAACCUCGUACAAGUUAAUACUUACACAAAUGUGACAUACAUGACGUUUCCUAUUGUUCCCUUUUACAAGCUGAUUAAAAAA
Messenger RNA from Dunckerocampus dactyliophorus (ringed pipefish), 2538 nucleotides. RefSeq names its product ribonuclease T2, like (gene rnaset2l). NCBI's taxonomy places the organism in Eukaryota, Metazoa, Chordata, Actinopteri, Syngnathiformes, Syngnathidae. Gene Ontology annotation, biological process: RNA catabolic process. The record is from RefSeq and is a predicted model, not a curated record. The transcript has 9 exons. Gene Ontology annotation, molecular function: ribonuclease T2 activity; RNA binding. The coding region runs from base 1613 to 2422 and encodes 269 amino acids. Gene Ontology annotation, cellular component: extracellular region.